Molecule: messenger RNA, 1103 nt
Organism: Monascus purpureus
Lineage: Eukaryota; Fungi; Ascomycota; Eurotiomycetes; Eurotiales; Aspergillaceae
Source: the annotation of a GenBank genome assembly
GAAGCGUCAGGUGAUGCGCAGCUGUUCGACGCGGACUGGGCCGAUUUCCCCGUGCUGUAGCUUCCGUUUCGGGGAUGAUAUUGAUGGCUGCCCGUUGCGCUUCUUCACCGAAUGUUGUUUUUAGGGAGGAAUGGCUGUCGGAGGCCACAGCAAGUCAGCGAAGAGAUGUGCCUUAUCUCGUAUCACGCUGCAGGCACGUCGGUCAGCUGACGCCUGAUCCUACAGCUCCUCCAAUGUGGUCUUUACCCCAUAAAUUUCCCCUCUCCCCACAUACAGCAGACCUCACAGAAUUCUUCCUGCGUAUAACUCCCAAUUACAGCUAGUCAACCUUCCCGUCAUCAUGUUGCGUUGGUAUCAGUCCAAGUUGGCCAAACAGCCAAUCCUCACAUCUGCUGUGUCGAGUGCUGUUCUCUUUGGUUGCGGUGAUAUCUUAGCACAGCAAGCUGUCGACCGGAAAGGCUUCGACAAACAUGAUGUUGCACGAACUGUUCGCAUGGCCGCCUACGGUGGAGCUGUGUUUGGACCGGCUGCCACCACUUGGUAUGUCAUCCUCCAGCGCCAUGUCGCCUUUAAGAACUACUUCAGCACGGUGGCGACUCGGGUCACCCUAGAUCAGGCCGUGUUUGCCCCACUUCACCUGACCGCGUUCCUGUCUUCUAUGGCAUAUUUAGAGGGUGCCGAUCCGAAAGAAAGAUUGCGGACCGCUUUCCUUCCCACCUACAAGGCCAACCUCAUGAUCUGGCCACUCGUCCAGUGCAUUAACUUUUCCAUCGUGCCCCUGGAUUACCGCGUCCUCUUUGUGAACGUGAUCAGUUUGGGUUGGAAUUGCAUCUUGAGUCUACUCAAUAGCGGCGACAAAUAAUUUACAUGCAUUCUAAUGCUCGGGGUGGGCAAUUACUUUUGAGAUACCCUAGAUCCAUACCUGUGAUUAUGGCAAGAACUUCGAAUUUUUGAUCAUAAAAGUGCUUUGAGAUGUAACCUAGACCGCGGGCGCGGACUGAGAUAACGGAGGCGGUUGGGGCAUUCGAUUGUCGGCUUUGAUUUAUUUGCUUCACGAGGUCUAUGAAUGAAUAGUUUUAAUACAAUUUGUGUCCUCAUUUCCA